AUGGCUUUCCGCAUUGAAGCCAAUAAGUCGGCAUCAAGGAGUGAACGUUCUCUUCUUUUCUCCUUGUUGCAGGUGGGGGAGCAUAAGUUUAGCGCCCAUCGGAUCGUGCUGGCGGCCUCCAUCCCCUAUUUCCACGCCAUGUUCACCAAUGACAUGAUGGAGUGUAAGCAGGAUGAGAUAGUCAUGCAGGGGAUGGACCCCAGCGCUCUGGAAGCUCUGAUAAACUUUGCAUAUAACGGGCACCUAGCCAUAGACCAGCAGAACGUUCAGUCUCUCCUGAUGGGCGCCAGCUUCCUCCAGCUUCAGAAUAUAAAGGACGCCUGCUGCUCCUUCCUGAAGGAGAGGCUGCACCCCAAGAAUUGUCUGGGAGUUCGGCAGUUUGCGGAGACCAUGAUGUGCACGGUGCUGUACGAUGCUGCCAACCGCUUCAUCCACGAGCACUUUGUGGAGGUGUCCAUGUCGGAGGAGUUCCUGGCCCUGCCCUUUGACGAAGUCCUGGAGCUGGUCUCCCGGGAUGAGCUGAAUGUGAAGGUGGAGGAGCAGGUCUUUGAAGCUGCGUUGGCGUGGAUUCGCUACGAUCGGGAGCAGCGAGAAGUCUUCCUUCCAGAAAUGCUGACUAAGGUCCGCCUGCCGCUCUGCCGCCCCCAGUUCCUCACCGACCGCGUGCAGCAGGAUGAUCUGGUGCGCUGCUGUCAUAAAUGCCGGGAUCUGGUGGAUGAAGCGAAGGACUAUCACCUGAUGCCGGAGCGCAGACCUCAUCUACUAGCGUUUAAAACGCGUCCGCGGUGUUGCACAUCGAUCGCUGGUCUGAUCUACGCCGUGGGAGGACUGAACUCGGCAGGCGACUCUCUGAACGUGGUGGAAGUCUUCGACCCGAUCGCCAACCGCUGGGAGAAAUGUCAGCCGAUGACCACCGCUCGCAGCAGAGUAGGCGUCGCUGUUGUGAACGGGCUCCUGUACGCCAUUGGAGGCUAUGACGGCCAAUCGCGGCUCAGCACUGUGGAAGUGUACAACCCCGAAAUGGAUACAUGGACCAAAGUAGGGAGCAUGAAAAGCAAAAGGAGUGCGAUGGGGACGGUGGUCCUGGACGGACAUAUUUAUGUGUGCGGGGGCUACGAUGGGAACUGCUCCCUGAACUCUGUGGAGACCUAUAAUCCCGAGACUGACAAGUGGACGGUGGUGACUCCUAUGAGUUCCAAUCGCAGCGCGGCGGGCGUGACCAUAUUCGAGGGCCGGAUCUACGUCUCCGGUGGACACGAUGGACUACAGAUCUUUAACACUAUGGAAUAUUACAACCACCACACCACCACUUGGCACCCCGUGGCCAGCAUGCUCAACAAACGUUGCCGUCACGGAGCGGCCUCGCUGGGCAGCAAGAUGUUCAUCUGCGGCGGCUACGACGGCUCGGCCUUCCUCAGCGUGGCCGAGGUCUACAACUCCAUGGCGGACCAGUGGUACCUCAUCACCCCCAUGAACACUCGCCGCAGCCGCGUCUCCCUGGUUGCCAACUGCGGCCGGCUGUACGCCCUGGGGGGCUACGACGGCCAGUCCAACCUGAACUCCGUAGAGAUGUACGACUCGGAGACCAACCGCUGGACGUUUAUGGCCCCCAUGGUGUGUCACGAAGGCGGGGUCGGGGUGGGGUGUAUCCCGCUGCUGACCAUCUAGCGGGCCUACAAGAACGCGUCCCACUGUGACGGGAAGCGGGAUCGACGUCCUUUAUUUUUUUAAUAUAUAUAAAUGUGAAAGUCUAGACAGGUACAAAUCCAGGUGCUCAGAGUCCGCUCCAUCAUGUUUAUACCCCUCCCCCCCACUACUAUGGUCAGACAAUCUCUCUACCAGUAUAUCGAAUGUAUUUAUUGACCCCCUCCCCUUGGGGGAGGAUCUUCGGGGUC
Nanorana parkeri is the source of this 1895-nucleotide messenger RNA. RefSeq names its product kelch like family member 18 (gene KLHL18). Gene Ontology annotation, molecular function: protein binding. Lineage: Eukaryota; Metazoa; Chordata; Amphibia; Anura; Dicroglossidae. The coding region runs from base 1 to 1668 and encodes 555 amino acids. The record is from RefSeq and is a predicted model, not a curated record. The transcript has 10 exons.